Messenger RNA from Xiphias gladius (swordfish), 2299 nucleotides. RefSeq names its product eukaryotic translation initiation factor 4E type 3-like. The transcript is spliced from 7 exons. The record is from RefSeq and is a predicted model, not a curated record. Gene Ontology annotation, cellular component: eukaryotic translation initiation factor 4F complex. Gene Ontology annotation, molecular function: RNA 7-methylguanosine cap binding; translation initiation factor activity. Lineage: Eukaryota; Metazoa; Chordata; Actinopteri; Istiophoriformes; Xiphiidae. Gene Ontology annotation, biological process: translational initiation. Bases 119 to 802 code for a protein of 227 amino acids.
AUCUGGAGAUAAAGCCAAACCGGGUCGGCUGUUUUUUUUUUUUUUUUGGUUUGUUUUUUUUUUUUUAACGGAGAUUGACAAAGGGACCAUAUAAAGGUUUAGCUUUGUGCCUGCUGAAAUGGCGGUUCCCGCGGGCCAGGCAGAUCUACAGAUGGACAGAGGCGCCCUGAGCGGCCAGACAGUUUCCUCAGAAAGCAACAUUGACAUCGACGAGAAAGAGUUGGAAAAUAUCACAAAGAAGCACCGAGAAGACGAUACGACAACGCUGCCUUUGCACUCGCCUUGGACGUUUUGGCUGGACAGGUCAUUACCGGGCACGACGGCUGCGGAAUGUGAGUCCAAUCUGAAGAAGAUCUACACAGUGCAAAGUGUUCAGAUGUUCUGGAGUGUAUACAACAAUAUCCCGCCAGUCACAGCCCUGCCUUUGAGAUGUAGCUAUCACUUAAUGCGCGGCGAACGGAGGCCGCUGUGGGAAGAAGAAAGCAAUGCAAAAGGAGGAGUGUGGAAGAUGAAAAUACCAAAAGAAAGCACUUCUGCAGUUUGGAAAGAAUUGUUACUUGCUACUAUUGGGGAGCAGUUUGCAGAUUACUGUGCCUCAGAUGAUGAAGUUGUUGGUGUCAGUGUUAGUGUUCGAGAUCGGGAAGAUGUUGUACAAGUCUGGAAUAAAGAUGCAUCUCUUGCAAAUGAAGCAAAUAUCUUGGGAAAAGUCUAUGAGCUCCUCCCGUACAUAUCUUUUAAAGCUGUUUUUUAUAAGUCUCACAUGGAUCAUCAUGCCUUUGAGGGAGGACGUUCAAGACAUUAGGUUGAAAUGCACUUUUUUCUUUUUUUCUUUUUUAAGCUGAACUCUGUACCUGCCUUGACAUAAAGGCCCUAUCCACAACCUAAUCAAGGAUAUUAUUUUUCAUUCAACAAGGAAAUGUUAUCAAUAUAUUUUUAUAACCUUUAAUGAAUGAUGCCUUGUUUCAUUUUGAUGUGGGUCCUAAAUCUCUGAACUCUUCAGAAAAUGUGUAUAUUCGACAGAAAUCUCAUCCAGAAUUCAUUAGUUCAUGUUGGUUUUGACUUCCUCCUAUACUGAACUGCACUGUCAUGGCCCUAUUCUCUGCAUGGGCUAUGGGCCUUACAAAUCAUUACUGGUAUAGAGGUAGCAGCUACAUAAUCUGGUAUGUUUUAACUGUACGAUAUGGUAGAUAUCUCAGUUCAUAUCAUGUUUUAAUUAAGUCAUCUUACUCAGUGCCAAAGCACUUUUCUGCUGAUUUAAGAAGUUUGUAUCCUAAUGUUUUCCACUUCUGAGGAUGGAGUGAAUGUCCCAUUCAGUUUUGUGAAUCUCCAUCAACUGUACAUCCAACUUUAAUCAGGGCAACACUUGGAAAUAUUGCAAAUUACUACCUAUUUCAGUCACAGUGUCCCACAGUUAAAAAGCCGUCAUAGGGAAUCAGAACGUAUUCCAGCACAGAUAUGGCCCUACGAAACCUUAGAUCUGGUUUCUAAGAUGUUUUUAAAGGGCAAAAUCCAUCCUGAAAGGUGCCUCUUUGAAUGUGAACAGCCACACCACAUUUGACAUUUCAUUCAAUACUAGUGUUGAAACCAGACCCUCUGCUCGCCAAAAUGGAGUCACGGAUUGUUUAGUGUAUUACUCUGAACAGAUACUCUGCAUUUUUGUGCUCAGAAAGUGGUGCUCCUAAGUACUUGUCUAUACUUGUUUCCCCUACCCAUAAAUCAAGUGCGCUUCUUGGACUGUGUCCUUACAACGAUAACACACUGAGAAAAAUGCAGCAUUCUUCUGUUUUUAAAGGAAGUAACACUGGGUCAUGCUAUUCCCCUUAUGUAGCAUUAUAUGUAGAUGCAAUAUGCCAAAUUUUAACAUUAAGAAAAAUGAAAUUAGACAGAUGUGGCAAGUUUCAAUAGUCACUGAGUCAUUGUAGACUGCUUCUUCAAAGAUAAACCAUAAGUUACACUGACCUCCUCUAUUUGAUCAUGUCCAUACUGAUAAAUACCACUAAUUUAAAUAGAGAAAGAAGAAACGCUUAUGUUUCUAUAAGAUCCCUUUACAAAUCUGGCUAAUUUUUCUUAGACUUCAUCAGAGUUAACACUUUAAUUAAACAGUUUCUGUUACUAAUUUUUUAUUGCAGUGCAGGCUACAGUAAACUGAAUGCUUCUGGUAUUAUUGUAUGUCGCACCACUUUUAUAGUUCAACUCUGGACUGGUUGAUAAGUAAGUUAUACGGGGACAAUAUUUCCUUUGUAAACAUGAUUUUUGCAGUGACCUGGACAAAGUAAAUAAAAUGGAAAUGAAAAGAUAA